Molecule: messenger RNA, 2999 nt
Organism: Paralichthys olivaceus (Japanese flounder)
Lineage: Eukaryota; Metazoa; Chordata; Actinopteri; Pleuronectiformes; Paralichthyidae
Gene: acvr2ba
Product: activin A receptor type 2Ba
Biological process (GO): activin receptor signaling pathway; cellular response to growth factor stimulus; protein phosphorylation
Cellular component (GO): plasma membrane; activin receptor complex
Molecular function (GO): ATP binding; activin receptor activity; activin binding
Source: RefSeq, a predicted model, not a curated record
ACGAGGAGAGCGCACGACUUCCACCAACACCUCCCUCCAUCCUCCCUAAGUGUCCCUGCGCGUAAAAUAAUGCGAACAUGGUGAAAAUUGAGGCUAAAAUAAAGUGGGAUCGGUCGUGAGUGUGUCUGCGGUGUCGUGUUAAGGUCACUCGCUGGCUGCCUGAAUUCCCCUCUUUGUGUUUACACAUCCGGGUUUCCCUGUUUGCAGCCCAUUCCCCAUUUAGAAGCCAUUUUGGACACAGAUCAGUAACAUGCAUGUAAACCCCGACCGACCUCCCGACGCAGCGGCGCGACUACCCGAGUGAGCAACCCCGAGAAAAAGAGCGCCGAGCGGCCGCCUCGGAUGGUCCCACGGCUCGGUGUUCGGGCUCGGAUGCGAAAGGCUGCGGCUGUGCCCCGGACUCACCGCCUGGAAGUCACCUCGGUCGCUCCCGUCGUUUUUCCUCCCAACAUUGUUGCGCCGUCGCGGCUGCUGACACGCGCUGUGCCGCUGGUGCCCGGACCGCUGCUGGAGGGACCCGGGCGGGAGGAGAAGGCCCCGUGGUCGCGUUGGGUUCGAUCCCGGACCGAUGUUGCGGGCCAGCUGAGUUUGAAUGUUGGCCACGGACACUCGGGGGAACGCGGUGUUUGCUGUAUUCGAAACGGAACAUGUCUUUUUCAUGGCUGACUUGUUCACUUCUUCUGGGAACUUUGUGCGCAGGGUACAGUCUGGGCGAAGCAGAGACCCGGGAGUGUGUGUACUACAAUGACAACUGGCGCACGGAGAGGACCAACCAGAGCGGCUUCGAGCGCUGCGAGGGGGAGAAGGACAAGCGACUGCACUGUUACGCCUCCUGGCUCAACUCCUCAGGGACCAUCAAGUUGGUGAAGAAAGGCUGCUGGCUGGACGACUUCAACUGCUAUGACAGGCAAGAGUGUGUUUCCAUGGAUGAAAACCCUCAGGUCUUCUUCUGCUGCUGCGAGGGCAACUACUGCAAUGAGCGAUUCACCCACCUUCCUGACAUGAUUGGCAUUGGCAACCGAGUGAAAAUCCGGCCUCCACCUCGGGUACCGUCCCUGCUCAACGUGCUGGUGUACUCCCUGCUGCCUUUGUGUGUGCUGUCCCUGGCCCUCGUCCUGGCCUUGUGGAUGUACCGCCACCGCAAACCUCCCUACGGCCACGUAGACCUUAGCGAGGAUCCAGGACCCACUCCUCCAUCCCCACUGGUGGGUCUGAAACCUCUGCAGCUGCUGGAAAUCAAAGCCAGGGGGCGCUUUGGUUGUGUUUGGAAGGCCCAACUGAUGAGCGAGUAUGUUGCUGUAAAGAUCUUCCCUAUUCAGGACAAGCAGUCAUGGCAGAACGAGCGGGACAUUUUCUUGACUCCUGGGAUGCGACAUGAAAACCUCUUGCGUUACAUCGCUGCAGAGAAACAUGGAUCCAACCUGGAGACGGAGCUGUGGCUUAUCACAGAGUUUCAUGAGAGGGGCUCACUGACGGACCACCUGAAGGGUAACAUGGUGUCCUGGGGUGAGCUGUGUCACAUAGCGGAGAGCAUGUCCCGCGGCUUGGCCUACCUCCAUGAGGACAUUCCCAGCUACAAGGGCGAGGGGCCAAAACCCACUAUUGCACACAGGGACUUCAAGAGUAAGAAUGUGAUGCUUAGCGAUGAUUUAACUGCAAUCAUUGGAGAUUUUGGGCUCGCUGUACGAUUUGAACCAGGAAAACCUCCAGGAGACACUCAUGGCCAGGUGGGUACGAGGCGUUACAUGGCCCCAGAGGUGCUGGAGGGAGCCAUCAACUUCCAGCGAGACUCCUUCUUGAGGAUAGACAUGUACGCCAUGGGCUUGGUGCUUUGGGAGCUGGUGUCCCGCUGCUCGGAAUCUGAUGGUACGAUUGGUGAGUACAUGCUGCCGUUCGAGGAGGAGAUUGGCCAGCAUCCCACCCUGGAUGAUCUGCAGGAUGUGGUCGUGCACAAGAAGAUGCGUCCAGCCAUCAAGGAGUGCUGGCUCAAACAUCCUGGUUUGAGCCAGAUGUGCGAGACCAUCGAGGAAUGCUGGGACCACGACGCAGAGGCCCGAUUAUCAGCCGGCUGCGUCGAGGAGCGCAUCGGCCAAAUCUCCAGGAUGAUCAGCAGCACUACCUCAGACAGCCCCGUCUGCAUCGUGACGUCUCUCACCAACGAGGACCUACCUCCCAAAGAGUCCAGCACCUGAACGGGUGACACCAUCCUUCACCUGAGCUCCUGACUUUUUAUUUUUCAAUCCCAAACUCAGCGGAUCUCCGUGAAUAUUUAAAAACAUGAAAAAAACAGACAACAACUAGCCACUUGAAUGCAGCUGCUAUUUUAUCCCAAUACUGGUAUUUUUUCCUGUUUUAAUGUUUUCCGUGUUUAAAGUCAGAUCCUACUAACACAUCCAUCUGCUGUAGUUUUGAAGUAGUAAUAAGCUAUGCGAUGGGCACAUCCGAUAACACCCAUGUGUCAAAUCUUUAAUGUUUUCAUUACCUCAUGUAUUUCUUUUGUGUUAGUCUAUUUUUUUUUUUUUUUAUUACCUCAUCAGUUAUCGUUUUUCCUGUCUUGGUCAUGACCGUCUGUGGCCAAAUGAAAUGAAUCUUUGCUCCAAACCUUGGACAACGUGCUGCACACCUCGGAGGAACCGUUUUGAGACUGUUAGACGAAAUAUAUUCAUCUUCCUCAGGGGUCGAAGCUUCUCGAUUUUUAAGCUUGAGUGUGCUCCCUUAUUUUAAACCGGCGAACGCCUCAAAAAGAAAAAAAAAAGAUCAAAAAGAAACGGAGCACAGCUGUUUUAUCGAAUGGGAAGGAGCUAAAAUGGAAGUUGAACAGUUGCAUUGGACGUUUAUGAACUUUUUUGAAGAUUUGGGACAACCGCCUUGUCCCGGGGGAACUACCUCUCAGGUAUCCAGUAGGUUUCUUUGGAACAUUUUCUCUAAUUUGAGAGCCAAGCUAUCCAGCUCGCUAUCAUGGACAUAUUCCUGGAUUCUUUUUUUUUUUUUUUUUUUUG